Messenger RNA from Phragmites australis (common reed), 1421 nucleotides. RefSeq names its product large ribosomal subunit protein uL3. Gene Ontology annotation, molecular function: RNA binding; structural constituent of ribosome. The transcript is spliced from 6 exons. Gene Ontology annotation, biological process: translation; ribosomal large subunit assembly. Lineage: Eukaryota; Viridiplantae; Streptophyta; Magnoliopsida; Poales; Poaceae. The record is from RefSeq and is a predicted model, not a curated record. Bases 110 to 1279 code for a protein of 389 amino acids. Gene Ontology annotation, cellular component: cytosolic large ribosomal subunit; ribosome.
CGGGGCCCCGUUAUAUGCCCUAGGGUUGGUUUACCUGCAGCGUCUCCACACACACCCAUCCUCCGGCGCCGCCACCCAACACAGGAAAGGAGAGGAGGAGGGGGCGUGGAUGUCGCACCGUAAGUUCGAGCACCCGAGGCACGGCUCCCUCGGCUUCCUCCCCAGGAAGCGCUGCUCCCGCCACCGCGGAAAGGUGAAGUCAUUCCCCAGGGAUGACCCCAAGAAGCCCUGCCACCUCACUGCCUUCGUUGGCUACAAGGCUGGAAUGACUCACAUUGUGCGUGAGGUCGAGAAGCCUGGAUCCAAACUCCACAAGAAGGAAACCUGUGAGGCUGUCACAAUCAUCGAAACCCCUCCUCUUGUCAUUGUUGGUCUGGUGGCCUACGUGAAGACUCCCCGUGGUCUGCGCUCACUCAACUCUGUUUGGGCUCAGCAUCUUAGUGAAGAAGUGAGGAGAAGGUUCUACAAGAACUGGUGCAAGAGCAAGAAGAAGGCUUUCACUAAGUACGCUCUCAAGUACGACAGUAAUGCAGGCAAGAAGGAAAUUCAAAUGCAGCUUGAGAAGAUGAAGAAGUAUGCUUCUGUUGUCCGUGUUAUUGCCCAUACACAGAUUAGGAAGAUGAAGGGUUUGAAGCAGAAGAAGGCUCACCUUAUGGAGAUCCAGAUCAAUGGUGGUACCAUUGCAGAUAAGGUGGACUAUGGCUACAAGUUCUUUGAGAAGGAAGUCCCGGUUGAUGCUGUAUUUCAAAAAGAUGAAAUGAUUGACAUCAUUGGUGUCACCAAGGGUAAGGGUUACGAAGGUGUUGUCACACGUUGGGGUGUCACCCGCCUUCCCCGCAAGACCCACAGGGGUCUCCGCAAGGUUGCCUGCAUUGGUGCGUGGCAUCCUGCUAGGGUCUCCUACACUGUUGCUCGUGCUGGUCAGAAUGGAUAUCACCACCGUACUGAGAUGAACAAGAAGGUUUACAAGAUUGGCAAGACUGGACAGGAAAGCCAUGACGCCUCCACAGAGUUUGACAGGACUGAGAAGGACAUCACUCCCAUGGGUGGCUUCCCCCACUACGGUGUUGUGAAGGGAGACUACCUCAUGAUCAAGGGCUGCUGCGUUGGCCCCAAGAAGAGAGUGGUCACCCUGCGCCAGUCCCUGCUGAAGCAGACCUCCCGUCUGGCACUGGAGGAGAUCAAGCUCAAGUUCGUCGACACAUCUUCCAAGUUUGGGCACGGUCGCUUCCAGACCACUGACGAAAAGCAGAGGUUCUUCGGCAAGCUCAAGGCCUAAGUUUCCCGUACUCCGCUGCGCCAUGUUGCAUUUGUCAAAAAGAUCAUCGCCUGAUACUUGUUCCCUUGUUUCCUCUGGUACUAAGUUUUGUAGCGGAUGUUUUAAGAACCUGUUCGUCUAUGCAUUGUGGUGUUCUUUGCUA